Messenger RNA from Trypanosoma conorhini, 1020 nucleotides. RefSeq lists its product as uncharacterized. NCBI's taxonomy places the organism in Eukaryota, Euglenozoa, Kinetoplastea, Trypanosomatida, Trypanosomatidae. The transcript has a single exon. The record is from RefSeq and is a predicted model, not a curated record. Bases 1 to 1020 code for a protein of 339 amino acids.
AUGAGCAAAGCGCCAAAGAGGCGCGGCCUCUCGAUGGAGGAGAAGGUAUCGCGGGUCGAGGAGUGGUUCUUGGCUCACCCCACGCCUUACACGCUGAGGGAUUUGCUGCUGGUGCUGCCAAAGGCGACGGGCGUCAUUCCGCAGUCAAUCGAGGAAUGCCUGGAGCUCCUCGUCGCCGAGAGCCGCAUCCGUCAGAAGAAGAUCGGCGUCCACGUCCUCUUUUGGCGGUUUCCCAAGACGGCGGCGCAGCAGUUGGCCGCGGCGUUCGACACCGGCGGCAGUGGUGGGGCGGCGGCCGCAGCCAAAUACACGGGUAUGGGUUUGCCGCAGCUGCAGAAGGAGGUGCGGGCGUUGGAGGCGGAGGAGGCGGAAGCGCGUCGUCGCGUUCAGGGCGCGCGUGCGGAAAUCGGCGAUGCCGCGUCCGUGCAGCGCGACUCCAUGAAGGCGCGGCAGCUGCAGGAAGAAGUGAAGGCGCUGCGGGCGGAGCUGGGGAAAAUGGCGGCGUUUGAUCCAGCCAUGAUCGAGCGCGUGAAGGCCGCCACAACGGCGGCGUGGGAGGCAGCCAACAGGUGGACAGACAACUUGUACCUCCUGGAGCACCACAUCUCGCAGCGCAUGGGAGUAGCUCCGCGAGAGCUGCGCAUGCGGCUGCAGCUGCCUGCGGACGUUGAUUACGUCGAGUUCGACGAGUUGGCGCGCGACAACGACGGCAAGACAAAGGCCGCCACGACAGCUCCCGAGGGGGCGGCGGCGGCGGCGUCACCCCCGCGGGGCGCGGAGGAAGGCGUUGCGGGCGAGCCGGAGUCCCCGCCGCCACCCCCCGCGGCUGAAGCAGCGGACACGCCUGCGGCACUUGGCACAUGCAGCCCCCACGAGCGAGCCAAGCGGGGCAGGGGAGACGGCGUGGCGGCGGUGAGAGAGGGCCAGACAGGGGCGGCGAAGUGUCCGCGAAAAGAAGCCAAGGGGGACGCAGUGGGGCACGCCGCCGCUCGCCGUGGUAGGAAGAAGAAGGAGUCAUAG